Messenger RNA from Nannospalax galili (Upper Galilee mountains blind mole rat), 3407 nucleotides. It is a transcript of the gene Myo1a, whose product is annotated as myosin IA. Gene Ontology annotation, molecular function: ATP binding; actin filament binding; microfilament motor activity. Lineage: Eukaryota; Metazoa; Chordata; Mammalia; Rodentia; Spalacidae. The transcript has 27 exons. Gene Ontology annotation, cellular component: microvillus; myosin complex; plasma membrane. Gene Ontology annotation, biological process: actin filament organization; vesicle transport along actin filament; sensory perception of sound. The coding region runs from base 84 to 3215 and encodes 1043 amino acids. The record is from RefSeq and is a predicted model, not a curated record.
CCUCUCACUGUGACUGGCCCCUUAAGCUGAGCAAACAGUAGCAAAUUGCAGCUUUGACUCCUAGGAUCCUAGCUGCUCUGGACAUGCCUGACCUGGAAGGCCCUGUGGGGGUACAGGACCUUGUCCUCCUGGAACCCUUGGAUGAGGAAUCUCUGCUCAAGAACCUCCAGCUUCGCUAUGAAAACAAGGAGAUUUAUACCUACAUUGGGAAUGUGGUGGUCUCAGUGAAUCCCUAUCAGCAACUUCCCAUCUAUGGCCCAGAAUUCAUUGCCAAAUACCAGGACUAUACCUUCUAUGAGCUGAACCCCCAUAUCUAUGCUUUAGCAAAUGUGGCCUACCAGUCACUAAAGAAUCGGGACCAAGACCAGUGUAUCCUUAUCACCGGCGAGAGUGGAGCUGGGAAGACUGAGGCUAGUAAGCUGGUGAUGUCCUAUGUGGCUGCCGUCUGUGGGAAAGGGGAGCAGGUGAACUCUGUGAAGGAGCAGCUGCUUCAGUCAAAUCCAGUGCUGGAGGCAUUUGGCAAUGCCAAGACCAUCCGCAAUGACAACUCCUCUCGAUUUGGAAAAUACAUGGAUAUUGAGUUUGACUUCAGAGGAUCCCCCCUUGGUGGCGUCAUCACAAACUAUCUGCUUGAGAAAUCUCGAGUGGUGAAGCAACUCAAAGGGGAGAGGAACUUCCACAUCUUCUAUCAGUUACUGACUGGAGCAGAUGCGCAGCUGCUGAAGGCCCUAAAGCUUGAGAAGGAUGCAAGUGGAUAUACCUAUCUGAAUGGGGAAGUGUCCAGAGUAGAUGGCAUAGAUGACGCCUCCAACUUCAGGGCUAUGCAGAGUGCAAUGACAGUGAUUGGGUUCUCAGACGAUGAAAUUCAACAAGUGCUGGAAGUGACAGCUCUGGUGCUGAAGCUGGGAAACGUGGAGUUGAUGGAUGAGUUCCAGGCCAAUGGGAUACCAGCAAGUGGCAUUCGUGAUGAGAAAACUGUUCGGGAGAUUGGGGAGAUGAUGGGUUUGAAUUCAGAGGAACUAGAGAGAGCUUUGUGCUCAAGGACUAUGGAGACAGCCAAAGAAAAGGUGGUCACAGUCCUGAAUGUCACGCAGGCCCAAUAUGCUCGGGAUGCUCUGGCUAAGAAUGUCUACAGUCGCCUUUUCAACUGGAUAGUGAAUCGCAUCAAUGAGAGCAUCAAGGUGUGCACUGGGGAGAAGAGGAAGGUCAUGGGGGUCCUGGAUAUCUAUGGUUUUGAGAUAUUAGAGGAUAAUAGCUUUGAGCAAUUUGUGAUCAACUACUGCAAUGAGAAGCUGCAACAGGUCUUCAUAGAACUGACCCUGAAGGAAGAGCAAGAGGAAUACAAGAAAGAGGGCAUACCAUGGACAAAGGUGGACUACUUUGACAAUGGCAUCAUCUGUAACCUCAUUGAGCACAAUCAGCGAGGCAUCCUGGCCAUGCUGGAUGAAGAGUGCCUGCGGCCUGGGGUGGUCAGUGACUCCACUUUCCUAGCAAAGCUGAACAAUCUCUUCUCUAAGCACAGUCACUAUGAGAGCAAAGUCACCCAGAAUGCCAAGCACCAGUAUGACCACACCAUGGGCCUCAGCUGCUUCCGUAUCAGCCACUACGCAGGCAAGGUGACAUACAAUGUGGCCAGCUUCAUUGACAAGAAUAAUGACCUACUGUUCCGAGACCUGUCCCAGACAAUGUGGAAAGCCCGGCACCCCCUCCUCCGGUCCUUAUUUCCUGAGGGCAAUCCCAAAGAAGCAUCUCUCAAACGUCCCCCAACUGCUGGGACCCAGUUUAAGAAUUCUGUGUCUGUACUCAUGAAGAACCUGUAUUCUAAGAACCCCAACUAUAUCAGGUGUAUAAAGCCCAAUGAUAAUAAGCAGCGAGGCCAGUUCUCCUCAGAGCUGGUUGCAAUCCAGGUGAGGUACCUGGGACUGCUGGAGAACGUUCGGGUACGCCGGGCUGGCUAUGCCUUCCGCCAGGUCUAUAAGCCCUUUCUGGAAAGGUACCGAUUGCUGAGCCGGAACACUUGGCCUCACUGGAAUGGGGGAGACAGGGAGGGUGUUGAGAAGGUCCUGGAGUCACUGAAUGUGUCCUCAGAGGAGCUGGCCUAUGGGAAGACAAAGAUCUUCAUCAAAAGCCCCAAGACUCUUUUCCACCUGGAAGAACAGAGGCGCCUGAGGCUUCACCAGCUGGCCACCCUCAUACAGAAGAUUUACCGAGGCUGGCGCUGCUGCACCUACUACCAGCAGAUGCGGAAGAGUCAGAUCCUCAUCUCUGCUUGGUUUCGGGGCAACAAGCAAUUGAAGCACUACAGGAAGAUAAAGUCAUCGACGCUGAUAAUCCAGGCUUUCGUGAGAGGGUGGAAGGCCCGCAAGAAUUAUCGAAAAUACUUCCGGUCAGGAGCUGCCCUUACCAUGACAAAUUUCAUCUACAAGAGCAUGGUACAGAAAUUUCUACUGAACCUGAAGAACAAUUUGCCUUCCUCCAAAGUCUUGGACAACGCCUGGCCGGCUUCUCCUUACCGCUACUUCAACACUGCUAAUCAGGAGCUGAAGGAGCUCUUCCACCAGUGGAAGUGCAAGAAGUUCCGAGAUCAGCUAUCCCCAAGGCAGGUGCAGAUGCUGAGAGACAAGCUCUGUGCCAGUGAACUGUUCAAGGGCAAGAAGGCUUCGUACCCCCAGAGCGUCCCUGUUCCAUUCCAUGGUGAUUACAUUGGACUUCAGGGGAACUCCAAGCUGCAGAAAUUGAAGGGCAGGGAGGAAGGGCCUGUCCUGGUGGCAGAGACUGUGAAGAAGGUCAACCGUGGCAACGGCAAGAUGUCGUCACGGAUUUUCCUUCUGACCAAGGGGCAUGUGAUUCUCACAGAUGCCAAGAAAUCCCAGGCCCAAACUGUCAUUGGGCUGGAGAAUAUAGCUGGGGUAUCAGUUACUAGCCUCCAGGAUGGGCUCUUUACCUUGCAUCUGAGUGAGAUGUCAUCUGUAGACUCCAAGGGGGACAUCUUGAUGGUCAGUGACCAUGUAGUUGAACUGUUGACAAAAAUGUACCAGGCUGUGCUGGAUGCCACACAGAGGCAGCUUUCUGUCACGGUGACUGAGAAGUUCUCAGUAAGGUUCAAGGAUGGCAGCAUGGCUGUCAAGGUCAUCCAGGGCCCUGAGGGUAAGGGGAACCAUAAGCUGAUUUGCAAGAAGAAGGGGAGUCAUUCCAUGGAGGUGACUGUGCGGUGAAGAAGUUGGGGCCUCCUAGAGAUGCAUCUUCUUCUUGGACCAGAAGUUGGUUGGGGGGCCUUUGUGUUUAGUCCCUCUGGUCAUGAGGUGGGGCUUAGAGAUGAAGAACCCUUGAAAUGAAGAACGCUUGAAGACAGCUUUCUGUUCCCCCAUCCUUUCCAGAACUCUCCUCCAAAUGGAGCAUCCUCCAAG